Molecule: messenger RNA, 838 nt
Organism: Drosophila gunungcola (fruit fly)
Lineage: Eukaryota; Metazoa; Arthropoda; Insecta; Diptera; Drosophilidae
Exons: 2
Coding region: 209-790 (193 amino acids)
Source: RefSeq, a predicted model, not a curated record
GCCGCCCAAGGCUAAAGUCCAUACUCCUGAGCAACAACUCUGUCAACAACACUUUGAGAAAAAUACUCAAAGAUUGUCGUCCGGUAGAUUUUCGGUUCGUUUGCCGUUUAAAUCUGACCCAAAUAAUCUUGGUUCGUCAUACGAAGUUGCGAAACGUAGAUUUUUGUCGCUAGAAAGGAAAUUGUCAAAGGACCCUUCGCUGAAGAAGAUGUAUAUUGAAUUCAUGGAGGAGUAUGUUUCACUGGGCCACAUGUCCUCCACCAAUGACAAAAUUCCGAAUACUCCGCACUAUUUCAUUCCGCACCAAUGCGUUUUACGGCCACAAAGUACUUCAACUAAGUUGAGAGUAGUUUUCGAUGCAUCGAGCCGUACUUCUACGCAGGUAGCGUUGAAUGACAUCUUGAUGGUAGGCCCAACUAUUCAAGAGGAGCUGUACUCGACUCUGCUUCGGUUUAGAUUGCAUAAGUUUGCCCUUGCGGCCGACGUCAAAAAGAUGUAUCGCCAAGUGAUGGUGGACGAAGCUGACCGAAACUUCCAGCUCAUAGUAUGGAGACGAGAUCAUUCUGAGUCCCUGAAAAUCUUUAAGUUGAACACCGUUACAUAUGGAACUUCGCCAGCCCCCUUUUUGGCGAUUCGGUGUUUAAUGCGGCUAGGAGAGAUGGCGCAAGCAACUCAUCCAAAAGCCGCAAAGGUUAUUCAGAAUGAUUUUUAUGUUGACGAUUUGUUGACUGGCGCCGGAUGCGUUGAGGACCUGCAAAGCCUUCGAGACGAAGUUUCUCAGAAUUUAUAGGAAAAUUAAUUUCAAUGAAUUUAGCGAAAUGUAUUUUGCCCUUCAAAU